UCAGGGCCGCGUAAGUAGCGAGUGAGCAAGCUGCAGGUGUGUGGGGCGCGGGAGGAGGGCGCCGCGCCUCUUGCGGAGUUGCCGGGGCUGAUCGCGGGGCCCCAAGGCCCAGCCCCGGUCGCUGGGGGCGUCGUUACUGCCUGGCUGACCCUGGUUGAUGUCUGAGCUUUCUUGGACCUAGGAGAGCGCGUAGCGGACUUCGUGGGCUGCAAAAUCCCCAGUCGGGGUUCCUUAACGACCGCAGCUUGACCUUCCCGUGGUUGCCAAAGGCUAGGCUUCGGAGGAGGCUGAGCAAGGUGACCGUGCUGAGUUGCCCCCAAGGAAGCUUGCGGCAAAAGCGAGUGAAACGACCGGGCGCUUAUCUCGCCCGUUACCUAUUUGGCAAAGUAUCAAGAAACCAGUAAUGUUUCUUUGAAUUUGCCUCUGAUGCUUCAUCAAUGUCACUUAUACUGAAUAUUUUAAGAGAGAUGCUGGAAUACUUUGGUGUUCCCACUGGGCAGGCUUUGCAGAUUUGGGAAAAUAAAGACUAUGGAUCAGCUCGGAGUAUUGUUCGUAUUAUUGGGAAAAUUCUGCCUUUAGAACCUUGUGCAAGGCCUAAUUUUGAGUUGAUCCCACUAUUGAACUCUGGAGACUCUACUAGCUGUGGGUCUGUAGUUCCAUCUUUUGCUGAUAUUUUGUGUGUGGCAAAUGAUGAAGAAGCCAGUUAUCUCAGAUUUCGAAACAGUAUACAGAAAAAUGAAGAAGAGGAGAAAAAUGCAGUUCUCAAUUCUUUGCAAUUAGUUUGGGAUCCACUGUCACCUGCUGUAAGACAUAAUAAACCAAUGAAAAAUGAUCAGCCCGUAAGUGAAGCUGCAAUUAAAAAAAUUGCUGCCCUUGAAGAUGAGCUAACUUUUCUUCGCUCUCAGAUUGCUGCAAUUGUGGAAAUGCAGGAACUGAAAAACAGUACAAAUGCUGGCUUCCUUGACUUGAAUGAUGGGCCUAGUGGUUUGGGACAGUUGCCAUCAUCAGCGACUGCUCAGUCAAGUGUCGGGCCAGAUCUGCUAUCAGGUUCAGCUCUUCUCUGUCCUCCUCCUCCACCCCUGCCGCCUCAGUUUUCUGCUCUGCAGCCUCAAUGUUCUCUUCUCGUACAACCAGUAUCUGACAAUAUCUGUGACUCAGAUAAUUCAGCAGCUGGCCUGAAAAAGCAGCACCCAGGUGCUAGUAAAACCAAUUAUAGUUGUCGUUCAAAAAACAAGAAAAGUAAAGAUGUUCCAAACAUGAUGGAUGUUCUAAAGGAUAUGAAUAAAGUGAAGCUUCGUGCCAUUGAACGGUCACCUGGAGGUAGACCCAUUCAUAAGAGGAAAAGACAGAAUUCACAUUGGGAUCCAGUGUCUUUAAUAUCCCAUGCACUUAAGCAGAAAUUUGCAUUCCAAGAAGAUGAUUCCUUUGAGAAAGAAAAUAGGUCUUGUGAGACGUCUCCAUUUUCUAGUCCGGAAACCUCAAGGUUUGGAUCUCACAGUUCAUAGUCGAAAGGAUAAUGAGCUAAAGGAAGAACUGAUAAACACAAAAGGUGUUGAUCACAGAAGACAAAGAACUGAUAAACACAAAAGGUAGCUGUGUCUACACCUUAAAGGAAAGAUUGCAGAAAUGUGCCAACCUGCCUUUCACUAUAGGUUAAAGGAGCGCAUCUUCUGUUAAUGAAGUUAAAUGAAGUCUGUACACUGGGAUAUCUUAGUGCUGGGGUCUGAAGGGUCUUGACUCUUAAGAAUAUCUGUCUGGUUUUGGAAGAUCCAGCAGCAUCUGGCUACUGAUGAUAGGUGCAUGGAUUUUCUUUGGUGUAUGUAUGUUAAUGUUAUUAAAAGCUGAAUACAUACUUUGAAUGAUUUUCCUAAGAGGUAAAUAGUAAAUGGCUUAAUGUUUCUUAUUGAGACCAGUGGGGUUUUACUAUACAGUAACAGAAACCAUUUUAAUGGGUCAAUAAUUAAUGUAAACUAAAUAUUGUACUAGUCAGCAAGUGAUAGUAUAUUUGGGUUUUUAAAAACAAUUUCUUAAAGCAGUUGUGAUUUUCUAAUUUAAGAGCCUUUGAAAUCUUUUAAAAAUUGGUAGUAAUCUGGUUUAUUUGGCCUCCAGGAAUUUGGAGAUUUCGAAGAAUGUAAAAUUAAAAUUUUUUCAUUAGAAUAGUUAUAGUUUGAGUCACAUAGAUUGAGCCUCCUAAAAAUUCUUCCUGAAGUGAUAAAGAAUUCAUCUUAGAAACUGAUUUUAAUUGUUAAAUAUUAGAAGUAUUUAAAGAAUCUUCUCCCCAAGUUUUCCCUCAUUUCUAUGCAAAUAUGUAAAACCUAGCAUUUUAUUUCCUUUGUCUCUUACCGUUGUAAACAAAUGUGGCUUUUGAACUUUGUUGUGUGUUAUAGCAAUUCUUAUUCAUGUU
Molecule: messenger RNA, 2404 nt
Organism: Manis javanica (Malayan pangolin)
Lineage: Eukaryota; Metazoa; Chordata; Mammalia; Pholidota; Manidae
Gene: MTFR2
Product: mitochondrial fission regulator 2
Biological process (GO): aerobic respiration; mitochondrial fission
Cellular component (GO): mitochondrion
Source: RefSeq, a predicted model, not a curated record